Messenger RNA from Oryza sativa Japonica Group (Japanese rice), 1229 nucleotides. RefSeq lists its product as uncharacterized. The record is from RefSeq and is a predicted model, not a curated record. NCBI's taxonomy places the organism in Eukaryota, Viridiplantae, Streptophyta, Magnoliopsida, Poales, Poaceae.
CAAAAAUCCUUGUCAAACUUGGCAUUCCCCAGCUUUUCCCCCCAUUCCCCCUCCCUCUCUCGCCAUCCAUUUGCACCCCCAUCAUCACUUGCGCAAAAUUUAUACUCCCAACGCGAGAUCGCGAGAUCGGGAGAGAGAGACGGUGCAUGGUUUGUGGCGCCAGUAGCCGAGAUAAAUAUGGACGUCCUGGUUCACACGGAAGAUGACGAGGAGGAGCAGCAGCAGCAGCAGCAGCUGGAGGAGGAGAAGCGCUACGGCGGCGGAAGCGGCAGGGGAUCGAGGUUCAGGGCGCGGCGGCAGAGGCGGAGGGCGGGCGGGGGCAGCCACCAGCAGCUGCUGCUCAUGGACUGCGUCGGCAGCGGGAAGGAGGGCGGGGCGUCGUCGGAGGAGACGGUGCCGCUGCCGGAGUACGAGCGGCUGUCGCAGUCGGCGCGGCUCCCCGACGACGCGGACCCGCUGAUGAAGAGCGACGCCCCGGCGCCGCCCGCGGAGAAGCUGCCGCAGCCGCAGACGCCGACGCCGACGGGGACGCCGAAGCUGCAGGCGGCGGAGCGGAAGGCGCAGAAGCCGGCCAAGGAGCCCCCGUCCCCGCCGCGGUCGCAGCAGCCGAAGCCGGCGGCGUGGAGGCUCAUCGAGUACGUGCGGUCCAGGAACAAGUCCGGCGGCGGAGGAGGCGGCGGCGGCGUGGCCGCCGGGUGCAGCUCCUCCGACGGCGACUCCAAGAGCUCCGACGGCGAGAAGGAGGCCGAGGUCGACGGCGAGGACGGCGGCGGCAGCAAGGACAAGAAGGACAAGAAGAAGAAGCGCUCGUCGUGGCUCCCCGAUCCCGACCGCCGGUGGCCGGUGCAGGGCUUCUACUAGCUCGCCGUUGCACGCCAUGGCUCUCACCGUCCCGUCGGCUCGUCGUCGCCGCAGCUCGUCGCACAUGUGUACAAUUCGGUGCUAGAAUUCAUGGCGUGUCACUCGUGUCUUCCUCUUCUUCGUUCCAAUUUUUCUUCCAUUUUUUUCUUUCUUUCUGUUUUUUCUCCUCCUCCUUUGUGUAAUGUCGAUGUGAAGGAAGACGACGAGAUAAAAUCUCUCAAAUUUGGCUUGCUUUUGGCCACUUGUAUUUUGGGUUGGGCUAAGUAUCAACCUUCCCAACGUAAUGUACUGUAAUAAUGUAGAAAACGUGUCCUUGGCGAGUGAAAGAUGAGAGCGUCUUAAAUCUUUAAUCUCCUUUUAGAUUAAAA